This is a messenger RNA of Gigantopelta aegis, 2217 nucleotides long. RefSeq names its product clathrin heavy chain linker domain-containing protein 1-like. The coding region runs from base 202 to 2046 and encodes 614 amino acids. The transcript is spliced from 10 exons. Lineage: Eukaryota; Metazoa; Mollusca; Gastropoda; Neomphalida; Peltospiridae. The record is from RefSeq and is a predicted model, not a curated record.
ACAAAUGGAGACUUCCGUCCCAGUUCUAUUACAAUAUUAGAACUAAAUUAUUUGAACCACGAACAAGAUGACAUUUUAAAUAGAAUAGAUAUAGAAAGCUGGGAAGGACUAUAAAGUAUGCAGCAUAUACACAGUCAUUGAAUUGUCUCACUAACAAGAAGGCAUUGUAACUAGAAGAUACUCUGUAGUAAAAGAUUCAGAAUGAUUUCUGCUAGUGGAUCCACAACACCUACUAGUAGCCGGACAGGCUACACUAAGCUGCCACCAAUAAUAACGACCACUGCUGAUCGUGAAUUCCUUCAUGGACUCAAUCUGUAUAUUAAAGAGGAAAUGGAAAAAAUUGCCCAGGAUGAUGAGGAGCAGCAUUAUUUAGUCUACAAAGGUGCUUUUGAUAAGGUGACCGAGCAGGUAAAAGCCUAUCUCCCACUUGUCACUGAAAUCAAGAAAGAAUACGAGGAUACGAUUGAAACAAUUAGAAAAGACCACCGAGAAGCCAUUUUCUUGCAGGAGAAACUCAAAGCCAUGGCAUCAGAACCGUCUACAAUAAGAAACUACAGAAAAAGAGUUGAUGAGCUUGAGGAACGCAUAUUAAUAGUACAUAAAGAUAACGACCGUUUGAAAAACGAGCUGGCUGAACUAAGAUCUGUUAGGGCUGAAAGAGAGAAGAAGGAAGACCCCAAGGAAGUACCCAAACAUCGGUUAAAGAAGGACAGCAGAAGAAUACCAGGUUUGUCAUUGGAAGAAACAACCGAUUUGAAAGUCUUACACAAGAAACUGGAAAAGCUUGACCGGCAGUUAAAGGAACUGAACAUCAGUUAUAAAACUCGGUUCCUGCCUAGGAGUAGAAAACAUGAACUUAAGGAAACUCUCGACCAGAAGGUUACAUACCGAGAUGACCUGCUGUGGCAGAGAGAAGUGUACAAGGCCAAGAGACAGAGGUUGAAGGUCGCACUUGAGGCUGCGGAGGAAUACAACCGUGUAAAGCCACCACACCAGACAGUGGGCGAUGCUGUUGCUUAUGCAUUUUUACAUGUGUUUGGUGCGCAAGUUAUAGAAAGAAUGGAGGAUGGUGUUGAUGGGUUGGCCCGUGAGAGUACUCCCUCUCACACCGGGUUAUUUGAAGAGGAUGACCCAAACAAGGAAAAGGAAGCCGAGAUGAUGCUGGAAUACAUUGAGAAGUUUAACGAGCUCUUUGAAGAUGGAAACUUUGAAGAAGCAGCGAUCCACGCUGCCAACAGCCCCAAAGGAAUCCUCAGGACACAAGCGACCCUUGCCAAAUUUAGAGACUAUAAAGGGGCAUACACUGGUCGAUCACCUCUUCUGGCCUUUUGUGAUGCCCUCAUGUCCUCUGUGAAAGCUGCUGGUUCCAAGCCAAAUGAAGGUCUCUCGGCAGAUUGUGUCCGGUGUGCACUCGAUGAAAACAAGCUGGAUUUGUUGUAUCAUUGGCUGGCACAGGACAGACUGACUGUUUCCCUACUGAUUGGGAAGAUGAUCCAAGACCACUGUUCGUGUUCCAUCCCGUGCAUGUGCAACUGUCAGGCCCUUGCCCAGAACGUGUUCAGUCGACUCCGCGCCCACCAGGAGGUCAUCAUCUGCCUGCUACGUCAAGGCCGCGUGUAUGCAGGGCUGCAGUAUGCGAAGAUCAAGCACAUACAGUCGGAGGAAAACCUCGUCAACAUGCUAAUAAACUGUCCAUCCCUGAAGUUGGCACAGGUGUUGAUAGAGGAAGACCCCUACUCUCCGCCAUUGCUGCCAUUCGGAACUGUGGGUCACGUUCUGAAGGAGUCGGGAAACACACACCUCCUGGCACAACUCAUUCAGAAGUUGUUACAGGGAGCUUCUAAAGCUGGAAGUGUUUACUCGUACUCGCUGCGCAGUGCAGUGUUACAAGACAAAGAGACCAGCCUGGACCGUUGGCAUGGAAUUAUUGAACACCUUUACAAUACCGACUACCAGGAGGCCGGUCUGCAGCUCACAGCGAUCGUCACCGUGGUGGACGCCCUAUACAGGGCCAUAAACAAAGUAUCCAGUACCAGUCUACUAUGAUGACAGUCUUCAGGGCUAUCAACAAAGUAUCAGUACCAGUCUACUGUGCACAUCCUAACAUUCUCUUAAUAUGCUGUGAUAUUUAAUUUUAUAAACUAAUUAUAGUUUUUUUAGUCAUUUUGAAGUAAAUUGUGAUAUUUUCACACAAUAAUAUAUUGAUGAACAGUUAAA